Messenger RNA from Apis florea (little honeybee), 1464 nucleotides. It is a transcript of the gene Scgdelta, whose product is annotated as sarcoglycan delta. The record is from RefSeq and is a predicted model, not a curated record. Lineage: Eukaryota; Metazoa; Arthropoda; Insecta; Hymenoptera; Apidae. Gene Ontology annotation, biological process: heart contraction. Gene Ontology annotation, cellular component: sarcoglycan complex; membrane.
CGGUCUACAUAUAUCUUAUAUGCACUGUUUUCCAUUCUGUGUAAAUGGAAAUGUCAGAGUUGCAGUUAUCGGUAUAGUUUCAAAAUCGUUGGAACAGCAACAUUUUGGAAUCAUAUCCAGAAACACGUCCAGAAUGGCGGCAAUAUGGACACGUCGCCGACGUUGAGUAUCGGUGGCUCGAGGGCGAGGGCAGCGCUUCUGACCACGAGUGGUAGCGGAACCGGAAGCACCGAUAGACGCGUCGUCUUUUUAGCGAGUCAACCGGCCGUCGGGGGCAGUCACGAGACCAAGACUUGGCCCCAUCAUUGGUCACCGCAUGCGACCGGUAACAGUUACAAAUCGCCCGAGGAGUCGCCGCAUUCGGAGCACAGCAGAUUGAGGAUGGCUCGAGGACAGGCGGGUUGGUCGGACGAGCCGUGCGCCGCGUCGUCGAGCGGCGGUCGAAGCGGGCGGCAAUCCGCGGCGAGGACGACGCCUCCGAUCCUCGAGGACCGGGCGUCCGCCACCUCGACCUGCAAAAGUGGAUUCAGAUUAGGCGUUUACGGUUGGAGGAAGAGAUGUUUGUACUCUUUGGUGCUCGCUCUGAUGGUGAUCGUGAUCCUGAACCUGGCGCUCACCGUGUGGCUGCUCAAAGUCAUGGGAUUCAGUUCGGAGGGAAUCGGCUCCCUGAAGGUGGUGCCCGGAGGGAUCGAGCUCAGAGGUCAGGCCGCCGUCCUGGAUGCCCUGGUGGCCUCCAGCCUCAGAUCCAGACGGGGAAAGAAUCUGGUUCUCGAGUCGUGGAACAACUUCACGGCGUCGGCCAGGUCGCACGAUGGCCGAUUGCUCGCCCGAUUCACAGUUGGCGAGGAUCGCGUGGACUGCGUGUCGAGAGGCUUCCGGAUAACCGACCCUCGAGGAGGAAUUCUCUUCUCGGCGGACAGGGAGCAGGUGGUGGUCGGGGCGGAGAUGUUGAGGGUGACCGGCGACGGGGGUGCCGUUUUUCAGGGCAGCGUUCAAACGCCUCUGGUCAGAGGGGAAUCUGGCCGUGGUCUCAGGCUGGAAUCAGCGACCAGAUCCCUGAAGAUCAGCGCGCCCCAACAAGUGGCGAUCGAGUCCUGGGCGAACGAGAUCUCGGCCACCUGUCUAACGGAUCUGAAACUCGAAAGCGUGCACGGAGCGAUCAAGUUGGAGGCGAAGACUCUGUUCAUGAAAGGGUUGAAGACGGCCAGCCCGACGAACCAAGGCCACUCGUCCAGGGAGCAACAGCCUCAGCAGCAGCAGCAUUCCCCGAGAACAGGGUCCUCCCCUCACCAGAGUCAAAGAGACACGACCAUUUAUCAGUUGUGUGCCUGUGCUAACGGGAAACUGUUCCUCGCCAGAUCCGAGGGGACGUGCCAAGCGGACAAAUCGAUUUGCUAAUACCUAGAACCACGAGAUCCACUACUGCCACUAUUGCUACUACCACUAUUACUACCACGCCUCGAA